AUGGCAGCAACCGCUUUGCGAGGUCUGGCGGCAACCAGCUUCGUCACCGCCCACCUGCCCGACACACACCACACGGGAUCCAUCUACCCGGCCUCGUUAGCCCAGCCACAACAACCACCAACACACCGCCCCUCUGACCGGUAUCAACUUACAAUUCCACCCCCCAAGAUGCCCAACCCAGCCACCCCCCGCCGCCGCGGCCACGACCGCCAUGCCCGCCACGCCAAUCCCAACACCAACGCCAACAGCGACUUGACCAACGCAAUCCGCAUGUCCGGCCGACCCCCCACGCCCAACCCCCAGCCCCGCCCGGGCCCGCUGGGCCCCGCGCCGCGUCCGGAUAACCCGACGCCGCCGCCUUCGCCGGGACCGACGCCGCCGCCUACGCCGCCGAAUCCGCCCGCCCCGCAGAAUUGA
Molecule: messenger RNA, 417 nt
Organism: Thermothielavioides terrestris NRRL 8126
Lineage: Eukaryota; Fungi; Ascomycota; Sordariomycetes; Sordariales; Chaetomiaceae
Exons: 2
Coding region: 1-417 (138 amino acids)
Source: RefSeq, a predicted model, not a curated record